Paramuricea clavata is the source of this 3409-nucleotide messenger RNA. NCBI's taxonomy places the organism in Eukaryota, Metazoa, Cnidaria, Anthozoa, Malacalcyonacea, Plexauridae. The record is from the annotation of a GenBank genome assembly.
AUGAUUCGAGAUUGUAUAGUAUUUGGGGUGAGUGAUAUUCGAUUAAAAGAACAAUUGCUUCGUGAAUCGUCUGAACUCACUCUUGAAAAAGCUGCAAGUUUGUGCCGAGCGGCGGAAGAAAGUGUGAAACAGCUCAAAGAGCUUUGGAAGCAAAAUGUUGAUCCAAGUGAACCGGAAGUUCAUGUCGUAAAGAAACCCACUCGAGGUGAGUCGCUAUUUGAUUGUAAUAGAUGUGGAACUAAGCAUGCAGUAAGAUCUUGCCCUGCAUUUGGAAAACCUUGCCACAAAUGUAAAAGAAAAAACCACUUUGCACGAAUGUGUCAAAUGUCAAGAAAUUCUUCUGUUGAUGAAGUGUCAGAAAAUACUGGGGAAGCUAACACUAGAAAUGACCCAACACUCGAGUUAAAUAGUUUAUUUAUUGGGACCAUAACUAGCCCCACAACAAGUUCUGCAUGGUUUGUGAGUGUGGGUAUAAAUGGAACACAAGUUCGAUUUAAACUUGACACUGGAGCUGAAGCCAAUGUGUUGCCAUUUAAUGUGUAUUCAAGUCUAGAGAUUAGUACAUCCCUGCAGAAAACUGAUGUGGUUUUAACCUCAUAUGGGAAUUUUAAAGUCAAGCCGGAGGGGAGAGUUUUCCUGAGAUGUGUCGUCAAUGGUCAGUCUGAAAUGCUACCAUUCUUUGUUGUUACUGUCCAGUCAACCCCAAUACUACAAUCCUGGCAAAAAUUAUGUGGACACCUAACUUUUCUAAUGCUAAUAUUAACAUUGAGACGUUCUUUUAUGAAACUAGUCGCCCCCUGCCCCUAUUCAAUGUUGUUUCUCGCAUUUAAAUUUUAAAGUUUCAUUUACCAACAUUGAACUGGGGGGUAGGAGGGGGGAGAAGAUUUCUGGGGAUUAAUUCUGUAGAAAUACUUCUAUUUUUGUUUGACGCACGCGGUGUCCACAAUAAUUUUUGCCAGGAUUGUCUGAAAUUAUCACAUAUUCCAAACUGUCCGAUUUCGUGAAUUUAAGGCUUGAUCCAAUGAUAAAAUAGGCUUGUUUGUUUAGCAAAAGGGGAAAACAAUUAGUAAAUCAGGUUAUACUUAUUUUUUUACUUUCCGAUCUAUCUUAAGUGUCACCUAUCACAUUACAUGUUAAGUUGCUUUUUACGUAUUAUCUGGAUUUAUACAAUUACAACUUAGUCUGCAACUCUACAAAGGCAAAGUAAUAUCUUCGUAUGACAAAUUAUUGAACAUCGUAGAGAACGACGAUGUCUUAGCACUUAGUCAAAUCUGAGUGCAAAAUUUCCAGCCAAAAAAUGCAAGGUUUGUUUACCUCAUAACUUACAGCCAAGCAGAUCUAUGUUUAGUUCCUGAGCGUGAAUGAUUCGCAUUGUUGGUAAUACAUGCAUUUUCAAAAUGCAGAUCCUUUGUUAACCUGCAACAUUUUGCAAUGGGUACGUUUGGAACACGUAGCAUCAUAUUCCCGUGUAUUCAUACAAUAUAACUGUAUAAAACUACACGGUUGUGAGCGUAACCAAAUUCACACUAAAUAUAACAGACCAUAGCGAUAUGUUAGUGUAUACGCAUUCGAAGUGCUCACUAUUUUCAGAUUUUUUAUAACAAACGCAGCCCAACAGCGACUGUAGAGCGCCUUUAAUAAUGACGGUGACGUCACACGGUACACGGCUGUGUAGCGUAGAGUAAAGAAUACACAGCUUAAAUAUUUUUAUCACUACGCUACACAGCCGUGUACCAUGUGAUGUCACUGCUAGAUUAAAGGCGCUCUAUACAGUUGCUGUUGGGCUGCGUUUGUUAUAAAAAAUCUGAAAAUAGUGAGCACUUCGGAUGUGUAUAUACUAAAAUAACCUUAUAGUCUGUUAUAUUUUAUGUGAAUUUGCAUAUGCGCAUAAAGCGCUUUUGUUGAAAACUCGUCUUACUGCGUCUGCAUAAUUAGCUUGGCAAAGCAUAUAUCAUUGCCAAUAGCUCCUCACUCACAAAAUUACAAAUAUGCUUUAAAAAAACUUAAACUAGUUUAAACAAUCUGUUUGUUAUUCUAAAGUAAUGGCAACAUCAAAAAUGUAUAGUAAAAGGCCUGCUUUAGGUGAAAAUUAUGGAUUUGUUUUUUAGGUUAUUUUCAGACAAUCCUGGCAAAAAUUAUGUGGACACCUAACUUUUCUAACGCUAAUAUUAACAUUGAGACGUUCUUUUAUGAAACUUGUCGCCCCCUGCCCCCUAUUCAAUGUUGUUUCUCGCAUUUAAAUUUUAAAGUUUCAUUUACCAACAUUGAAUUGGGGGUAGGAGGGGGGAGAAGUUUUCUGGGGAUUAAUUCUGUAGAAAUACUUCGAUUUUUGUUUGACGCACACGGUGUCCACAAUAAUUUUUGCCAGGAUUGUAGGUCUGCAGGCAUGUGAGAAAUUAAACCUGGUCAAGAAAGUUAAUGAAGUGGCCCCAUCACCCUCCACUAAAGAACACAUUAUUCAUGAUUACCCAGAGGUGUUUGAAGGGCUUGGCUCCAUGGACGGAGAAUAUCAUAUCGUUGUUGAUAAGACUGUCAAGCCUGUCAUCCACCCACCACGAAAGGUUCCCUACAGCAUACUGGGAAAGUUAAAAGAGAAACUUUCGCAGCUUGAAAAAAUUGGUGUUGUGCAGAAAGUUGACAAACCGACUCCAUAGGUUAACAGUCUUGUCAUGGUCGAGAAAUGUGAUGCGUCUCUGCGGCUAUGUUUGGAUCCCUGUGAUCUGAAUAAGGCUAUCCAACGGGAGCAUCAUAGAAUUCCCACAGCAGAGGAUAUUGCCACUCGCCUUAGUGGUAAGAAGUUAUUCUCCAUAGUGGAUGAAAAAGAUGGGUUUUGGCAGAUCCACCUAGAUGAAGAAAGUUCCCAUCUCUGCACCUUCAAUACACCCUUUGGUCGCUUCCGCUUCACGAGCUUACCAUUUGGUGUGUGUUCAGCCCCUGAAGUGUUUCAGAAGAAGAAUGAAGCAUUGUUUGGUGAUAUUGAUGGUGUCAAGGUGAUAUUUGAUGACAUAAUUGUGGCAGCGCGGGAUGAAAAAGAGCAUGAUGAAAUUAUGGCAAAGCUGUCGGAAAGAGCAAAAGCAGAAAAUGUUAAAUUCAAUCCAGAAAAGCUUCAGUACAAAGUCAAAGAAGUGAAGUACAUGGGUAACAUUGUAUCUGAAUCGGGUUUGAAGCCAGAUAGCGAGAAAGUUCGUGCAAUCCUGGACAUGCCCUUACCUAAGUCAAAGCAAGAAUUGCGAAGGUUCCUUGGAAUGGUCAAUUUUUUUCUCGAAGUUUAUUUCAGGUCGAUUAAUCGAGUAUUACUGACCCUCUAGAUGAUGGACAGAAGGAAGAUGGACAAGAAGAAGAAGAUGAACUAUUAAGCAUUGAUGUUGAUAAUAUAGAUGCAGAAGAGGGUUUUAAUGAUAGUUUCUAA